Messenger RNA from Bursaphelenchus okinawaensis, 1228 nucleotides. NCBI's taxonomy places the organism in Eukaryota, Metazoa, Nematoda, Chromadorea, Rhabditida, Aphelenchoididae. The record is from the annotation of a GenBank genome assembly.
AUGGCCACAGCGAACACAACCCAACCAUUGUCGCCAUUCCUGAACGCGGCCUUUGCCAGAACAACGACAUCGCAGAACUCGCCUUCCACCCCAAAUCCAGUGCCAACUUCAAACUUUCAAAACUUCAACUUGAACUCACUGUUCUCGCCAGCGACAAGCUCCAGUCCUUAUGCGAUGUCGCCGUUAAUGCAACAGUUUAUGAAGUCAGUGCAAUAUGGAGCGUCGCCUAGUGGUGUUCAUGGUGAGUUUUUGGGGGUUUUGAAGGGUUUUAGAGGUAGUUUUAGGGGUUUGGAGUUAUUUUUGAAGAAUUUUUAGGUCGGGCAUGGCUUUUUUUGGUGGAAUUUUAAUUUGUGUAUGUUUUUUUUUGUUAGAAUUUUAGGUUGGGCAGGGUAUUUUUGGACAAAAUUGAGUAAAAUACGUUUUAACAUGAUAAAUUUUAAAAAUUUUUGAUGUUUUCGACAAAUUUUAUGAUUUUUUUGACCAUUUUUCUUAAUUUUUGGUCGUUUUUUAUAUUUUUUAGUCAAUUUUUAAGAUUUCUGAAAUAAGGAUUAGCAUUUUUGGGUAACAUUUCGGAAUAAAAGUUUAACAUUUUGAAGUUUUAAUUUAAUUUUAACCUUUUUUUGAAUUUUUUUCCCCUUUUUUUGAGAGGUUUUUUGGUCGAUUUUUACGAUUCUUGGUCAAUUUAUAAAAUUUUUUAUGUAAAGCAUACCAUUUUAAACUGAAAUUUUGUAAAAUACGGAGUUGAUAACAUGAAGUUGACACAAAAAAAAGUUAAAAUUUUUAUUUUUUUGACCAAUUUUAUGCUUUUUUUUGGAGUUUUUCUCUAAUGUUUGGUAGUUUUUAAUGGUUUUUGGUCAAUUUUAAAGAUUUUUUGAAGUAAAGCAUAGCAUCUUGAAAUAACACUUUGUAAAAUACGGACGUAUUAUAGAAAAAUUUUUAAAGUUCUGCAGAAAAAAAACUAAAUUUCUGAAUUUUUUAGGCAUUUUUACUCAUUUUUUAAAGUUUUUCUUUAAUUUUUAGGAUUUUAAAGGUUUUUUAGCGAAAUAUAGGUAAAAUACGGAGCCCAAUACAAUCCAUUUUAUUAUUUUUAAAAAUAUUUUGAUAUUUUGCGAUUUUUUAAACCUUUUUUCGAAUUUCAGAGUCAGAAAGUCGAGCAUCUUCAACAUCAAUGUCCAUGAACCCAGCUAGCCCUGGAGCUGCAGCUAAAAGUCAGUUUUUACAUUUUUAA